Carassius gibelio (silver crucian carp) is the source of this 6315-nucleotide messenger RNA. RefSeq names its product ATPase sarcoplasmic/endoplasmic reticulum Ca2+ transporting 3 (gene atp2a3). Lineage: Eukaryota; Metazoa; Chordata; Actinopteri; Cypriniformes; Cyprinidae. Gene Ontology annotation, molecular function: ATP hydrolysis activity; ATP binding; P-type calcium transporter activity. Bases 382 to 3399 code for a protein of 1005 amino acids. The record is from RefSeq and is a predicted model, not a curated record. Gene Ontology annotation, cellular component: membrane. Gene Ontology annotation, biological process: calcium ion transmembrane transport; intracellular calcium ion homeostasis. The transcript has 21 exons.
UUUUUCAUACACACACCGAGAAAGUGAGUUGCUGCCUUUCUCUUCUCAGGUAACGCGAGCCAAUAAGCUCUGGCGUACGGUGCUCAAACACGCGAGCUCACGGAAAAAGAGGCGGGGACCUCGCGCACCUUCAGAGGACGCGGAGCGCGUGCGCACGCACUCACAUCGCUCGAGCGCAAACAGAGCAGCAGCUUUCACGGGGCUCAAACCGGCGGCUUGCAGAAGGGGCAGGUGGACGUCUGCGCAGACUACCACCUCCACUUGGCGGUCUGAAAGCAUCUCGGUGGAAAUUCGGCCACUUCUCGAAGCCCGUCAGUGAUUUCGGUGUCAUUUGUCACAAAUACAUGCCGUUCAAGUGCUCGUAGUAAACAGUUCCUCGAGAUGGAAAACGCCCACACUAAAUCUGCAUCAGAAGUUUUAGCAAACUUCGGUGUGAACGAAAACACUGGACUCACGCUGGAACAAGUGAAAAUUAAUUCUGAAAGAUAUGGACCAAACGAGCUCCCAGCCGAAGAAGGUAAAUCACUGUGGGAGUUGGUGGUGGAGCAGUUUGAGGACCUCCUGGUGAGGAUUCUGCUGCUGGCAGCUUGCGUGUCUUUCGUGUUGGCACUGUUUGAGGAUGGGGAGGAGUCGACCACAGCCUUCGUGGAGCCGAUUGUCAUCCUGCUCAUUCUGGUGGCCAACGCAGUCAUUGGAGUCUGGCAGGAGCGAAAUGCAGAGGAUGCUAUCGAGGCUCUGAAGGAAUAUGAGCCAGAGAUGGGCAAAGUCUACCGCAUGAACCGCACUGCCGUCCAGAGGAUCAAAGCUCGAGACAUUGUGCCUGGAGAUAUAGUGGAGGUUUCUGUUGGAGACAAGGUGCCAGCAGAUAUCAGGAUCACUUCAAUCAAAUCCACCACCCUGAGAGUGGACCAGUCAAUUCUCACAGGCGAGUCUGUGUCUGUUAUCAAACACACUGAUCCUGUGCCAGAUCCACGAGCUGUCAAUCAAGACAAAAAGAACAUGCUGUUUUCUGGCACAAACAUUGCUGCGGGUCGGGCUAUCGGUAUUGUUGUCUCCACCGGCGUUUCCACUGAAAUCGGCAAGAUCCGCAACCAAAUGGCAUCAACUGAACAGGAGAAGACCCCGCUGCAACAGAAGCUGGAUGAGUUUGGCCAACAGCUUUCAAAGGUCAUUUCCCUCAUCUGCGUCGCCGUCUGGGUCAUUAACAUCGGCCAUUUCGCUGACCCGGUCCAUGGUGGCUCAUGGAUUCGAGGUGCCAUCUACUAUUUCAAAAUAGCUGUGGCCUUGGCAGUGGCAGCCAUCCCAGAGGGUCUUCCAGCUGUCAUCACCACCUGCCUGGCAUUGGGCACUCGUCGUAUGGCCAAGAAAAAUGCCAUUGUCCGUUCUCUGCCCUCAGUGGAGACAUUGGGAUGCACCUCUGUUAUCUGCUCAGACAAGACGGGGACCCUGACAACCAACCAGAUGUCUGUCUGCAAGAUGUUGGUGGUUAAUAAGGCUGAUGACACCAGCUGCUCCCUGCAUGAGUUCACCAUCACCGGCUCAACCUAUGCUCCAGAGGGACAAGUGCUGAAAGCUGACAAGCCGGUGCAGUGUGGAGAAUAUGAUGGUCUGGUGGAACUGGCUACUAUCUGCUCCUUGUGCAACGACUCCUCGCUGGACUAUAAUGAGGCCAAAGGAGUGUACGAAAAAGUGGGCGAGGCCACAGAAACUGCGCUCACGACUCUGGUGGAGAAGAUGAACGUGUUUAAAACCGACCUCUCCGGACUCAGCAAAGUGGAACGAGCUUCAGCAUGCAACUUGAUUAUCAGAAAGCUGAUGCAGAAAAAAUUCACACUGGAGUUUUCCAGAGACAGGAAGUCCAUGUCUGUGUACUGCACUCCCAAUGGCUCGAACUCUCAGAACAAGAUGUUUGUCAAGGGCGCUCCAGAGAGUGUGAUUGACCGUUGUCAGUUUGUGCGUGUCGGUAAAGACCGUGUCCCGUUGACCAUGGCGGUAAAGGAGAAGCUGACGAGCACUAUUAGAGACUGGGGGACAGGCAGGGACACUCUACGCUGCUUGGCUCUGGCCACACGAGACUCUCCCCCUCUUCAAGACAAAAUGGACCUGGAAAACGCUGCCAAGUUCUCCGAGUAUGAGUCAAAUCUCACCUUCGUUGGCUGUGUGGGGAUGUUGGAUCCGCCCAGAAAGGAGGUGAUUGGCUCAAUAAAGCUGUGCAGUAAGGCCGGUAUACGUGUCAUCAUGAUCACUGGGGACAACAAGGGCACCGCUGUGGCCAUCUGCAGACGCAUUGGCAUUUUCCACGAGGAUGAAGAUGUGGAAGGAAGAGCCUACACAGGCAGGGAGUUCGAUGACCUUACUCCAGAGGCCCAGCGAGAAGCUGUGAAAAGGGCACGGUGCUUCGCCCGUGUCGAGCCUGCACACAAGUCCAAGAUCGUUGCUUAUCUGCAGUCCUUUGAUGAGAUCACAGCGAUGACUGGUGAUGGUGUUAAUGAUGCCCCGGCCUUAAAAAAGGCUGAAAUUGGCAUCGCUAUGGGCUCAGGCACAGCUGUAGCCAAGUCUGCCUCUGAGAUGGUGCUCUCAGAUGAUAACUUCUCCACCAUUGUGGCCGCAGUGGAAGAGGGAAGAGCCAUCUACAACAACAUGAAGCAGUUUAUCCGUUACCUCAUCUCCUCCAACGUGGGAGAGGUGGUGUGUAUUUUUCUGACAGCCAUCCUAGGCCUGCCUGAGGCUUUGAUCCCCGUCCAGCUGUUGUGGGUGAACCUGGUGACAGAUGGUCUGCCAGCCACUGCCCUGGGCUUCAACCCCCCUGAUCUGGACAUCAUGGACAAGCCUCCCAGAAACCCUAAGGAGCCUCUCAUCUCCGGCUGGCUGUUCUUCAGAUACCUGGCCAUUGGAGGAUACGUAGGUCUAGGCACUGUCGGCGCUGCAACCUGGUGGUAUUUGUUUGAUGAGAACGGGCCACAGGUGUCUUUUUAUCAGCUGCGGCACUUUAUGCAGUGUACAGAAGAAAACCCCAUGUUUCAGGGGAUUGACUGUGAGGUCUUCGAGUCACGUUACCCCACCACCAUGGCUCUUUCUGUGCUUGUUACCAUAGAGAUGUUCAACGCUCUUAACAGCCUGUCAGAGAAUCAGUCUCUGAUAAGAAUGCCACCCUGGGUGAAUAUAUGGCUGCUGGGGGCCAUAAUUCUUUCCUUGUCUCUACACUUCCUCAUCCUGUAUGUGGAGCCUCUACCGCUGAUCUUCCAGGUAACUCCACUGCAUUAUUCCCAAUGGAUCGUAGUCCUCAAGAUCUCAAUUCCUGUCAUCCUAUUGGAUGAGGCACUCAAGUUUAUCUCCCGCCACCACUUAGAAGGUGAAGAGGAGGAAAAGUACAGGAAGAGUCGGCAGCUGAAAUUCUAGGACAACUUCCUCCAGACACACAUGAACACACACACGCCCACCUCCGAGCUCUACAGACUACACUCCAUACACACACAUUCACACACAAGUUCGUCAUCACUCCUCCCGUGUCUUCACUGCAUGUCCAGCCACCACUAAAACAAGCAGGGCUUGUGGUUUCUGUUACUGUGUGUGCGUGUGUGUGUGAGAGAGUGAGAGAUUAGGCGUGUGUGUUGGCAUGUGCAUGGGCCUGAUUCCAUCAUGUCAAGCAGUUGUGUGACCGUUUGUUUUCUUUUAUUUUGCUUUUAAGCUUUCAUAUCCUUGCUGUACAUAAUAGGGCAGUUUCUGGUGCACUUGAGGGAGCAGAAGAAGGUUUGACGUUAAACAUUUGGGAAUUACGGGUCAAAUUCAUGAGGGGGUGCGGGGCAAUGAAACAAUACUUCACAAACAAAAUAAUUAACUUUACACAAUUGAAAAAGAGAGGAUAGAGAUGGCUUCAAAUGAGUCUUUUAAUGUGUGGACAGAAUGGCAAGUUUCUUAAGUGGUCAACUCCAGUUUCUCUCUCGUUCCUCUCUUUACAGAUGGGGUGGCCACCUUCAGUGCUGAGAGCUCAUCCUCUUAGCCAUUUAGAUAACGGUUUACACAAGGCUCAACUUGGCAACAGAUAUAUUUAAACUGCACUUGAAUUUAAAAAGAAACAAAAAGAUGUCUAAAAUAAGUGACAUGUAAACCUGAGCAUGUUGAAACAUACUUCGUUUUAGAUUCAAGUAUAUGUGAAAUAAUAGUCCCAUGUAUCUAUUUUACCUACAAAAAAAUUCAAAACUGUCCAAAAUAUGUACACAGGAUCACAAACGCAAACUGAUCCUAUCCCAGCCUUCUUCUCUUCUCCACCUAUUUUAUUCUCUAGAGUGAACUCCAUUUGAACACUAGUAACUAUGUGCUGCAAGUAAAUCGAUCCGAAUGUGGUGCAGCCUGCCAUAUGCUGUAAGUAUUAAUAUCUAUGGCAGGUUUUAAAUAUGAUGAGAGGGAAGAAGGAGGAAAGAAACCGAUUGGUUCUUUGGCGUAAAGGGCAGUCCAGAUCUGCAGCAUUGCUUGUUGGGACAUCUUUGAUGUUUAACAUUCUGACUCACUCCUCCACACAAACACAUGCAUCCUCAUUAUGGAGUGCAGGGGUCUGACUUGAAUGUAUUUUCACUUGCUUCCUCGCUUAUCCUUUGAAAUGUAUCCAGAGUGAGAGACUCUGCAGUCCUAAACUGCACUUUUCAAGCUUCUUUAAUACCGUAUGCUGCCAGAUGGCUUUUUCCAUUUGCUCUUGUUUUCCUUCCUCAUGUUCAUUUCAGUUGAGUUGACAUCGUCAUCAUGAACACACAAUCAUCCUUAACACAGUGGGGCUUACAUGCUUGACGUACAACAUGUCCGCAGACGGAGGACUCUCUACCGCUAGUGCUUUUCUUGCAAUUUUGAUGAAUUCUGCAUUUUUUUUUUUUUUAUAAAGUAAUAAUAAUGUAUUUGACUGAAAGAACCCAGGUGGUUUAGUUUGUCAGUUUUGCUGUUAAGGGUAUCAUAUGCCUUCAUCAGUCUGUUGGGAAAUGCUGGUGUGCUGUUAUCAGACAAAUUGGCAAACCAACUACAGUACGCCUGUGCCUGGUGUCAUUAUGCUUGCCGUGGUAAAACCACAGUGUGAAGAGUCUGUGUCCACUUGUUAGCUGUGACAAUGAUGUGAGCAUCAUUUUGUCACAGCCUAGAAUCAUCUGUUUUGCAAGUAACAAAUGUGAGUGGUGUAAAUGCUAUUUAAAAGGCAAGCUCUGUGUCCCAUGUGCUCUCACACUUUUAGCUAUUCCAAUGGCAACAUAUUAAAAUGUAACUUUAGGGUCAGCGUACUGACAUGAGGCAGCAAGGCCGCUCAUAUUCAUCACACUAGCAUCUGCACCAAUAGGAAGUGUAGGCUUUGUACAGGCUUGCUAAUAACUACUGAUCCCUUGAACUCAGUAAAAAAAAAAAAAAAAAAAACUAAAUACCUGAUUGCAUGGAACCUUGUUACUGUAAUUAAUAACCUAUACAGUAUAUUAACUUUUUUUAAAUAAUGACUUAAAUGAAACAUUACCACCCGGAAGAGAACAGUGCAAAACUUUUUUUUCUUUUUUCUUUCUGCGUUCAAGUAACUAAAGAUGGAGAAUAUUUUGUAGAACAGUGGAGGUUGUUUAUUCAUUGUUACAGUUUGUUUUUAAAGGUUGCAGGGUUUUUGUGUCUUUUCAAUUUAGUUUAGGAGUUGUAAAAUAAAGAUAAGAAUUGUGCUUUUUGCAACUAUAAUUGGGUUUGAAUGUCUGAAGAUUUGUAGUUUUUCUUUGUUUGUCUGUUUUGUUUGAUGAUUGUUCUGGGAAAGGAACAUCUUGAGGUUCACAGAGUGACGUCCAGUAGUCAAUACUGGCUUAUGAAGUCGUUCUCUUGAAGGGCUUGGUGUGGGUACUGUGGCUCCACAGAAAUUAAAUGUCUGUGUGUUAAGCAGAAAGUUAGACGUCCACUUUGUAAAUCUGUUUCAAUCCAUAUUUAAAAAAAAGAAAUGUUUUCACAUUCUUGAACGUCUUUUAUUGGUGUUUCAUCUACAUACAGUUUUCAUCAAACAAUACUGAAUGUUUUCAUUCCCGAACGUUCUUAGUUGUUCGUUAUGAACAAUCUCGAAAGGGUUGACAGUCAGGAUAGCAAACACAAGAUUGUAGUGACGUUUCCCUCCAUUUGUUCUCGAGCACAGUGUGGUCCUGAGAUGAACCGUUCGUCCUGGACGGCUGUCUUUCUGCCUGCGCACAAACCGGCUGGAGCUUUGCACCCACUACUGAGAAAUAAUUCUCUGUAAACGCCUUCGUAAUAUUAAUUGUGGAUACAUAAUUUUAUAUAUAUGAAAAAGACAUGUCAAAUAAAGAUUAUUUAUCUUCUAAUUUA